CGUAGGCGAGCCAGACGAGCUCCGUUACGGACGUAACGGUGAAGCGGUCGCAGCUCACGGGACUCUCGGCAGUCUUCGCGUCGAAGAUCGCUGCUGUCACUGUCGUCGCUGUCAUCGUCCUCGUCACCUCGUUCCCGUCACCGUUGGCCGUCUUCGUCGCCGCGGUAGUCGCGCUCGUAGUGGUAGCCGUCAUCGCGAGCCCCUCGCACACCGAAAACGCCUGUGAUCAUGAAAAAUGUGAGAGUGCGUGAAAUCGGCUAGCGGAAGAGUACGGAGGCACACGACGUGUAAAAAUGACGAGCCAAUGCAUCUUUUCUUCUUGAAUCACUCCAUCGCAACGUCGACGAACGUGAGGGAACGACGAGCGGCGUCGAUGAAGCGGUAUCACCACGAGAGCAUCGUCCGCCACGUUGCAUUUGCUUCUAAGAAGUUCCUCUUCCGGGGGAGAAUUCCCGGCGGCGGAAAUCGCGCGGUGUAAUCCUCCUUCGUCGUGGUCCAUCCGAGAGCGGCGCUUACGGCACACGGGAAGCAAUCUCGACUACGCUUUCCGGGGGGGGGGGAACCGAAGUACACUCAGGGACUUCGUUACCUCUUCCGGUCUAUAUUUUCCAAAAUCAGACUCGUCGGGAAUGACGAAUUUCUCGCGGGCACGCGGAAUGUCGUCGGCGAGACCGAUGGUGCGUAAAAUCGCGAAGUGAUAGGGACGCGGACGAUCGGUAUCCGGGAAGUCGCGAGGUCGUGCCGUAUGCAUUGAUCAGCCGGGGAUCGUUGAAGCGAAGUCAAGGACACGGGUAAUAUCGUCCGCGGAUAUAUAUACGUGUGUGGGGGAGGGGAGAACUCGUGAUCCCCCGUCAGGACUUACUCGAGGACUUGCGCGUUACACGCAACAGAAUUCAAAGUGCGGUGUCCCGGUCUCAGUGAGAUGGCCUUCAUGAUGAAGAAGAAAAAGUACAAAUUCUCGGUAGAGGUCGACCUCGAGGAGCUCACGGCGGUGCCAUUCGUCAGUGCUGUCCUUUUCGCCAAGUUGAGACUCCUAGACGGUGGUUCCUUCGUCGAUCAUUCCACCAGAGAGGAAGUGCAAGAACACACGGUGAGAUGGAAUGCGAAGUUCGAAUUUUUAUGCAAGAUGAGCGCCAACGCCUCCACGGGCGUGCUCGAUCCGUGCAUUUUAAGGAUAUCCGUGAGAAAGGAACUGAAAGGAGGCAGGUCCUUCCAAAAACUGGGCUUUACUGAUCUAAACCUGGCCGAAUUCGCAGGAGCUGGCCUCUGCCGAAGGAGAUGCCUCCUGGAGGGUUACGAUGCUCGGCAUCGUCAGGAUAAUUCUAUGCUGCGCGUAGCUAUCAAAAUGAACAUGCUCUCCGGAGAUAUUCUAUUUAAAGUCCCUUCCCCGUCGUUGAAGCAGACGCAGCUGGCAGUGCCUGGGGUGCAAGGUGUACCUGGUGUUACCGGUGACGAGGUGACGGCAUCCGAGAGAUGUACUAAUCGAGAGGAUUACGUGUCUACCGGUUCGUUGGCGGGAAGUAUAGCAAGUGCCAGCAGUGGUUUCGGUAGUCUUCCCAAGAAGAGGCCCGCACUCUUCACUUCCGAACUUCUCAGCGGAACGGAAACGUACGAUCCGAUGACUCUCAGCGAGAUCGUACCCUCGGCCAUUCCGGUAGAGGCUCUGAUAGAAGCGCACACGGAAUCCGGGCACUCCCGCAACAGCAGUAACACCAGUCAACUUAGCAAAGGGUCCGGCUACGGUUCCUUAAAUUCACAUAGCCAGCAUAGCAGGCAAAGCAGUAGCGGCGAUAGCGGUCACAUUAGCCUCAAGCGAUCCCUUCAUUCUCAAUUUUUCGACCGUAACUACGACACUCUGGACUCUCUAUCUUUUUUUUACUUUACGUCACCUUCUUGGCCGGUAUGGGCACCACGAAUCCCCAACUCCUCUCAGAAUCCGUCCACACAACCGAUCGCCUGUCGACCUGACGUCUGUAUCGAAUCCCUGUCAUCACACCCGUCCUCUCUGUCGCACAUGGCCUCCAGAGCUCGGUUCUGGUCGGCAUCGAGCCCUCUCUCCUCGCGUAUCGGUCCAACAGAUAUGGAAGGCCCAAUGGCGACCGACGUUAUCAUGAAGAACGUUUAUUCGGUCGGAAAGCAACAGCCGCCGCUUUGCGGGAUCAGAAACGGCUUCUUGAACGACAACAAUUCACGCGAUUGUCGCAAUGAUGAUGCAGACGCUCGAAUGGCAUCCGGUAUCUUCAGGGUGCCAGACGUACCGCGACAUUCACGCAAGAAUUACGAGAGGAACAGUUUCGAGGCGCGUAACGAACGUAACGCGAUGAUGAGCUCAAUUGCCAAAGAAAGUAACGGGCAUCAUCAGGGUAUCAUCUUCCCGGUCGCGAAAGCCAGAAUCAGUGCCGCGGGUUGGCGCGGCAUGUCGAAAACCUGCGACUGCAUCGAAAAGGGCAAAACAAGCCCGGUAUUGCGAUUGGUCGAUCAGGCCAGAGCCGUGUCCUCUCCCGAUCCUCUCCAUAGGCCCGACAAUCAAAGAGCCCCGCUACGUCCCGCGACGACAGCUCAGACCCUCAGGGGUAUUGGCGGAGGUCACCGGAAGUUGCUGGACGGGGCGGGGGGCAAGCUGGCCACGGUCGCCACCAGUCCAGCGGACUCCGAGGAGUCCUCGUUAGGGAUACUGGAAGUCGCGCCACCGAGCUCGCAGCAUCGAAACAGCAUUACCCCACCAAAUCCUUCCGGCGGUUCAGGUCUCAGUGAAACUGGAUCCCUGGAUCGUGCUAAGGCCGCGCUGGAGCGUAGGAAAAAGGCGGAGGACAGCACUGGUAAUCCUAUCCUCUGUAGAGUUGAAGUCACCAGGCCAAAUCCUGAUUCUCUUAUCGACGAACUGCUUAAAGCAACGAAUUUGGAGCAGACGGAUCUUGAAAGUUCCGAGACAACUGGUCUUCAACUUUUUAUCGCGAAAGAUGGCACGACCGCGCUUGGCAGCCACGAGGUAAAGAGUCAAAUGCCCGCCGGUGUGUUCAAACAGGUGGUAAUGGAAGAGAACAACAGGUAACACGAAGCCAUCACCACGAGACGACAGUAUACAAGACAGGCCAGCGCCACGUUCUCGUUGGCUCUGGUGCCAGAACUCGUCUACGAGGCCUACGAGCCGCGGUAGUCACAAGAGAGACGACGACAACGAUGAACGAGGGAAUCGACGUCGAGUCGGAAAGAGCCAGCCAAACGCGACACAAAGUCGCGCCAUCCUUGCUAGAUUGUUUUAGAUUGCUGCUCUCCUCCAAGAAUAAAGAAACGCGCCCUCGAUGAUUUCGAGAGUCAAGUUGACAUCCAUCGAAGCAAAAACGCAAAUGGGAUGCUCGAGACGAUUACUUUGUGUAAAAUCCAUUGUACUGAUUCGCGGGACCGAGGCUAAUGUUGAUCAUUUCAUUAAGUGUGCAUUCCAUAAAAUGUGAAUAAUUGUCGCGAGAUUGUUAUAUAUAUAUAUAUGUCUAAACACUCGUUUGAUCGAGACAACGAUCAUACGAGCAGAUUUUGCAUUCUCCAAAAUCCCGUGCAACGAACGAAAUCUACAUACAAUACAUUGCUGUUCACGUAGUCGCUCAUCGGAUUGCAUCACAAUACAAGAGAUGUCAAACGAAUACACAUAUGUUUUCGAAACUAAUUCAAAAAAACAAAUAUACAUUUUCUUCCUGGCAAGCGAAGCAAUGAUCCUUGUCAAUCCUUGUAUUUCGCUUGAAAGAAGCGUUAGUCAAUAAAGUUUAACUGAGUUUAAGGGAAUACAGAAUGUAAUAAAGGAAUAUAGUUACAGAAAAAUAAUGAUAAGCGUAACGCGGUCAAGGUCCGACGAAACUUUGCAAUGGGAAGUAACAUCGAGCAAAAACUUAAGCGCCAACUUUAUUUAUCUAUAGCAAUACGACGACGAUACCUUGUAACGUGGACAUAUACUGUAAAGGGGUCAGCGUUGAAAGAAAUAUCAAAUUGAGACGUUAUAUAUUGUGAUUAUAUCCUUGUAUGAAAGUAUUCUUGACAGCAUUUCUGACAAUAUUAGCCGGACGAAAGAAUGUUUUCUCAAGAUGAUUCCUAAGGCAUCUUGGGAAAUUACAUUCUGUCGAUAUAUCGCUUUUGGAUUAUAAUUUUUAUUAUUUCUGUAUAUUAACAAAUUUAUUUUUGCUUUAUAAUGUAGCAUAUAUUUUUUUUUACUGUUCCUGAUUAUUUUCUGUUGCGCUUUUUCAUCGUCUACGAAAUCCUUACACAUAAUUAAUAUAAAAACGUGUUUAAAUAAAUAACAAGCUAGAGGCGAAAUCAGCUGAAAUAAACGAAUUGGUCAGUUAGAAAGAACAAUGUAAGUUUACAAUUUUCCAAAUAUUGCAAUAUGUGUUUUGUGAAACUAAAUAUAGAUUUAUAAUUUAUAUAAAUAUUAUAUUGUUUUCGAAUAACGUUGCUUUGAAAGCGGCAGUUUUGAUACUUCCUGAAUGAUAUUCCGAUUCUAGAACUGUAAUACUUUUAAACUAGCCGAUUCUUUUAAAUUUAUGGGAAUAAAACUUGAAGAUAUUUUUCUGAUAUAAAUGUUUCAUGACUGAAUAUACAUAUGUAGUUCGUAUUAUUUUAUAUUGUCAAGCUCGGCGAAGAUGGAGCUCCGUUUCGUCGAAUCUUUUCCAAAGGCCCGGUGAAACUUGGCGCGACCGGCUAUCCGGUAUAGUUAUCUGUGUAUAUAGUUGUAGUAAUUGUUACGUAGCUAGAUCGCUGGUGUUGUAUACACAUUCUCUUCGUACUCGAAUAAUCUGUAAUUGCUAGUGUACAUUGUGCUGAUGUAUCAAAAAGACAAUGCGAAUGCGCGUGUGUAACGAUCGUUCGUGUAUGUGUGUCUUGUGCGUAUUUGUAUGUUCCUUCUCGAAGGUUCUUCGUAGAUGCCUGCCAGAUGGAAGAAAAAGUCGUUAAUAUGUGUGCUUGGGUAUGUCUGAAUCGUCGCAAAGGAUAGUAAGUACUUCCAGUCCGUGAGGUCCGUUUCGAGAAUUAGUCUGAACGUUUCGGUCCUCACGGCUCGUUGCAAAAAAAUAAAAUAACAGAGUAUAAAGUCGAUAAAAUCGUAAGCACAAAUGCUUCUUCAGAGCGCUCUCCGAAGCAAUUCGCCGCGAUUUGAUUUGUCGUACCGAUCUUGAACACGUUCGCGAGCGACCUUUCCUCUCUCAGAGUUUCCAAGGUGUUUCCCAUCGGGUUCCGCUUUCAAGCUUGAGUUCGUUAAUUACGUUAAAAACCGGAAAGACUGUAGAAAAGAUGAUAAUCGCCGACGCUCCGAUGGCACAUCCGACCGUAAAUCGCAGAUUUGAUGAUAAGCAGCCGCGGUGCUGUAUGUUUUUUCUUAUAAAUAAUUCGAUACGUUCCUUCCGCUCUUGCGUUUUUCUCUUCAUUUUUACGUACGUGUGUUUUUUCUUCUAAAUCGUAUACGAGGUAUAUGACGUUCGAUAUCUUUCUCGAUUUUGGAUACGACCAUAAUUGUAUUGAGUCACUCGAAUCGCGAAAAUAACUUUCGGCUUAACUCUCAAUCACUAUGACGAAGUCAAAUGUAUUUCCAUGUCGCGUUAAUUUGCAAAACAAUAGAAAAAUUAUUUAAUAUGUAUGCAAAAAUUUUUCUCUUAGUACUUUCCAAAUUUUAAUUUAUUAUGUUGAUUUAUACAUUUUACAUUUAUAUAUAGGGUGUAUAUACGUGUUGCCUUUUAUACCUUUUUAUUUGUUAUGAAAAUAAAUAAUAAAACUAUGUGUGUUUGAAUAUAAUUAAUUUUAAUGUUUAAAGUAAGAAAUAGUGUGCCAUUUAUUAUUAAAAUAAAUCCGAAUCCAUACAAUAAUAAGUAUUAUUUAUCUUUAAUCAUAGCGGUUGUGAGUUAAAACGCAAGUCGAUCUGCAAGUUUUCCCGUGGACAUAUUUUUUUUUAUACGAUGUGUCACGCAUGUGGUUCUUUUUUUAAUAAAGUACGUGCGAUAAUCAGGAGAGACGAUUUCUCCGGAGCGUGUCGUAUUCGCCGAUUGACCGUUAGUUAAUUAUUAUUGAACGGAAUUUCUCGCGAAGAAGGAUUCUAUGAGCGAGUAUCCCUUCUGGCUGAGACACCAAUGAUUCCUCCUUUUUUUUUUUAUAUAUUGCGUCAAGAAGACUUGUGUGCAAAAAGUCGAAUUUCGCUCUUUCGUCGAGAGCUCCUCGCAAGAAAUCCACGGUCAUAGACCGUUUCAUUCGCUCGGCAGACAUUAAUGUUGUGAUAUUUUACGAUACCGUAAUAAAAUAAAUAUUGUUAUUACCUGUAUUAUUAUCAUCGAGAUAUAUUGUAAACGAAAAUACUUUACUUUUAUUUCGAGGGCGGCCGCCGCCCGUGUAUCGAGCGCCAGGCCUGUCUUCCUUAAUUCGCAAUUGUUGCACAUUUUGCGUCUGAUGAUUAUUUUGUGAGAUGAAUACAAAAUUUCCAUGUGCUGAUAAUAACAUUCUGAAAAACCA
This is a messenger RNA of Pogonomyrmex barbatus (red harvester ant), 6480 nucleotides long. Its product is annotated as early estrogen-induced gene 1 protein. NCBI's taxonomy places the organism in Eukaryota, Metazoa, Arthropoda, Insecta, Hymenoptera, Formicidae. The record is from RefSeq and is a predicted model, not a curated record.